Molecule: messenger RNA, 1932 nt
Organism: Porites evermanni
Lineage: Eukaryota; Metazoa; Cnidaria; Anthozoa; Scleractinia; Poritidae
Source: the annotation of a GenBank genome assembly
AUGAAAAGUUUUGAAGAAGGUACGAUACACAUUAUACAAAACAUUUCUUUUAAAGGCACUCAAAGCCAAUUUCAAGAAGGCCUGGAAGAGGACAUUGCUUCCGUAAAAAAUGACAGCCGCUUGUUCGUUAAAGCAGAUAAGUCCACAAACUUUAAUAAAUUGGACGUCCCAGAAUAUAAACGACUGCUAGAGGCCAACGUAACAAAAACCUAUAGGAAAGCCGACAUUAAGCAGCUCACAAAAAUCGACGAGGAAGCCAGGACCAUUACAAAAAAACUUAACAUAGACGACCGGGUAGAAUCUAUGGCGAUGAAAGAAGCGUUUAUAAUGCUAAAGGACCACAAAGAAAAUUUUGAAAACAAGCCUACUUGUAGACUGAUUAAUCCUUCAAAACCGGAGAUAGGGCAUAUAAGCAAACAAAUCCUGGAAGAAACAAAUCGGAAACUCGUCGACAUCACGAAAGUCAACCAGUGGAAGAACACAUCCUCUGUGCUUCAAUGGUUCAAGCAGCUGGCUAAUAAAGGCGGCUCGGCAUUUAUAUGCUUUGACGUCGUAGAAUUUUACCCCUCAAUUACCGAAGCCCUCCUAAAACGCGCCCUUGACUUCGCCUCUGAGCACGUGAACAUCUCAGCCGACGAACGACAAGCAGUCAUCAACUCCAAGCACUCCCUGCUAUUCAGCAAAGGCCAACCAUGGGAAAAGAGAAAUCCAGCAUCAAAUUUUGACGUAACCAUGGGAAGCUACGACGGAGCAGAGACUUGUGAACUGGUGGGCUGUUAUCUCCUGUCGCAGCUAAAGCAGAUCCCUGGCAUCGAAAUUGGCCUUUACAGAGACGACGGGCUUGCUGUACUCAAUCAAACACCAAGGCAGAUAGAGAAAGCAAAAAAACAAAUAUGCCAGGUAUUUGCGAACAACAACCUGAAAAUCACAGUUGAUGCAAACAAGAAAGUUGUUAACUUCCUAGAUGUAACACUGGAUUUAAACACCGGAAAAUUCAAACCAUACUCCAAGCCAUCCACCACCCCGCUUUACGUUCACAGUCAAUCAAACCACCCACCCAACAUCCUCAGAAACAUACCCACAGCAAUUAACCGGCGGCUAUCCAGUGUUUCUUCCGACCACGAGGUUUUUAAUGAAGCAUCGGCUCCGUACCAGGAAGCAUUACGAAAGAGUGGCUAUGCUUUUAAACUAGAAUUUAACAAACCACCACAGCAACCGCCAUCACAGAAACGCAAACGACAAAGAAAUGUUAUAUGGUUUAAUCCACCAUAUAACAAAAGCGUCAAAACCAACAUCGGACGUGCGUUCAUCAGCCUCAUUGAAAGAUCUUUCCCAGUGGGCCACAAACUGAGGAAAAUUUUCAACCGGAACACCAUUAAGCUUAGCUACAGUUGCAUGCCCAACGUCAAGCAAAUAAUAGAUGGCCACAACAAAGCUAUCCUGAAGAUAGCAGAAACAGCGCAGCCACAGAAAAACGAAGAGAAGACGUGUAGCUGUAGGAAAAAAGAAGACUGCCCGCUAAACGGAGAAUGCCUGGUGAGUGAAGUCGUGUACCAAGCCACAGUCACAACCGGAGACGGAAAAGAGACAUACAUCGGUCUCACAGCUACUCAGUUCAAGGCAAGAUACAGAAACCACCUGAUGUCAUUUAGACAUGAAAAGAGAAGGAAUGAGACUGAGCUCAGUAAGCACCUGUGGCAACUAAAGGAGGCAAAUAAGGAAUUCAACAUCACAUGGAAAAUACUCGCCAAAGCAAAAUCUUACACCAACGUCACAAAACAUUGCAAUCUAUGUACAACAGAGAAGUUCUUUUCAAUCUGUAGGCCUCACAUGGCAACACUGAACAAGCGCAACGAACUUGUCUCUACAUGCAGACAUCGACGCAAGUUCAUUCUAAGGUACAAUCGGACAUGUGAAAGCCAGAGAUUGUAG